Topomyia yanbarensis is the source of this 1645-nucleotide messenger RNA. RefSeq lists its product as uncharacterized. The transcript has 4 exons. Gene Ontology annotation, molecular function: oxidoreductase activity, acting on the aldehyde or oxo group of donors, NAD or NADP as acceptor. NCBI's taxonomy places the organism in Eukaryota, Metazoa, Arthropoda, Insecta, Diptera, Culicidae. The record is from RefSeq and is a predicted model, not a curated record. The coding region runs from base 238 to 1581 and encodes 447 amino acids.
ACGUAGGAAUGGCAUGUACAAAAAAUCCGAAAAAACGCGCAUUUUUGCUUAUCCCUUACUUUCGUCUUGGCCUUCGUUCUCUGCCUUCGUAAUUUCGUAUAUACGCAUUAGCUACUAGCAAGUUGUUCUCCUUACAAGCCGGCAACCGAUUUUGAAUUACAGUAGGUCAAGAAAACUAGUAGUAAAGUUUAUUGUUCCGUUUGCCAAUUUCAAGAAUAGGUAUUGAUUUAUUACAAAAUGAGCUCAAACAUAGAAAACAUGACCACCCAAAGCGCUAUCUAUCGCGUGAACACUGAGAGCACACUGUUCGAAUUCGUGUCGGAGCAAAAGAAUGCCUUGGCUGCCUCGAUCGCCAGCCUUCCAGUGGAGGAAGCAUCCAAGCAGAUUGAGCUAGCGUUAACCUUCAUGAAGUAUUAUAUGGAACAGGAGGACGAUGGACUGCUUGACGAACCGACAGCGAUACACCGUGUUGUAAUCGAUACUCGCAAGUCGGUGUUCGAGAUUUUGCUGGAUCUGCACUCGUCGAUGAGGGCGACUUGCGUCGGUUUCAGUCUAUAUUUUACUGGCGAAGAUGCAUCGAAGGAUGCGUUUGUGCGGAAAUUACUGGAGUUCCCGAAUUUUGAUACUGGGGCGAAAGAUUUGAACAUUCCCAAACUAAGCUUCGAUGUUUCCUACUGUACCAUGGUGGUGUUCGACUCCAGUGAUUUGGAGUCAGCAACGGAUGUACUUGCCAAAGCUUGGGUUAACUGCUCGGUUCCAUGGGUGAUUAGAAGCAUACUGGUACAGGAAACUGCACAGGAGAAAUUCAUUGCGCUAAUGGAGAACAAGCUGAAACCGUUCGCUGAUAAUGUGCCAUUCGAGAGGGAGCUGCGUGACGCUGUAAACAAGGCUUCCAAGACUGGAUUGAGAUUAAUUCAAAAUCCAACGGAUUCAAAAGAUCUGAAACCUACGGUAGUGUACGGUUCCAGUGUAGAUUUCUUUUUAGAGAAAGGCUCACCCCAGCCAAGCCCGGUGGUGGUGUUGAAUGUUUUCAGGACUGCUAAGGAGGCAAUUAGUCUAGCUAACAAAGACAACGGAGGAUCUGUAUCUCUGUGGACUGAGGAACUUUCGCUGGCCUUCGAAACCGCCUAUGCGGUCACUGCGCAAAGCGUCUGGGUAAACAGUUAUGCCACGUUUAAUCCAGCAUUCCCCUACACAUUCCGCCGGAACGACUUUUGCUAUGGGUCAAAGUAUGCCAUCUGUGAGAAAAAGGUUAAAACGGUCUUUGUACCUUCACCGGAAAACCCCGUAAAUUCUGUUGAGAAAAACAAAGCUGCCAUCGGCUCAUUAGGCGUUAUUCCCAGCGAAGUCACCGAACAGCGUUAUUCAUUUGUCAGGAAUGAGAAGAAUAUUCACUACGAGAUGGUGAGCUUACCGUAUAAAAUUGAAAAUUUUAACGCUGAAAAUCAUAUGCAAAUUGUGGAUAAGUUUUGGGAUAUGUUUAUAACUAUCGAUAUGGCGGAUAGGAACCUAGUGCUGGACACGGUUUACAACCAGCGAAAAACUGUUGUCAUUCCAUAUGGCGUGAGCUUCGCAAAUUGAUUUUUAAAUGUUACGUGUUAAAGUACAAUUCAAUAAAAUGCAUGCGAUUAUAAAGAUGUAUAAC